Molecule: messenger RNA, 2093 nt
Organism: Hemibagrus wyckioides
Lineage: Eukaryota; Metazoa; Chordata; Actinopteri; Siluriformes; Bagridae
Gene: pgp
Product: phosphoglycolate phosphatase
Exons: 2
Coding region: 218-1138 (306 amino acids)
Cellular component (GO): cytoplasm
Molecular function (GO): sn-glycerol 3-phosphatase activity
Source: RefSeq, a predicted model, not a curated record
AGGUCAUGUCGGGAUGCCUUAGACAAGAGAGUACAUUACUUCACACCAGACUUCUGUUGCGGCAACAGUUUUUUUUUUUUUCAGCACAACUGUGUCAGUGUUUGCUUCCUACAGUCGACAGGUACAGUCUUGAAGAUAAAUAACCAAGCGGUUAAGGUUUCAGCAGUGUGUCCUGUAGGACGUGAAUAACCGGCGAGUGACAGCGGCGGAUUUCUCAAUGGCUGUGUCUAAAUGUACCCGACUCACUGGCCCAUUGACCAGUCAGAUACUGGACUCAGUGGAUAGUGUGCUGUUUGAUUGCGACGGAGUGAUAUGGAGAGGAGAUCAAGCUAUUCCCGGUGCCCCAGAAGUCAUCAACUCGCUGAAAAAGGCCGGUAAGCGCGUGUUUUUCGUCACCAACAACAGCACAAAAACGCGCAAAAUGUACGCGGAAAAGUUGACCAAGCUGGGCUUCGAGGCCAGUGAGGACGAGGUGUUCGGUACAGCUUACUGUUCUGCUGUGUAUCUCAAAACCGUGUGCAACCUCGAGGGCAAAGUGUACUUGAUAGGAAGCAAUGCCAUGAGGCAAGAGCUCGAGGCGCUGGGGAUCGAGCCGGUCGGUGUGGGACCUGAUCCAGUGUCAGGAGGACAGAAAGACUGGGCCAGUGUUCCUCUUGACCCGGAGGUCAAGGCCGUGCUGGUGGGUUUUGACGAACAUUUCAGUUACAUGAAGCUGAACAGAGCAUUACAGUACCUCUGCAAUGCUGAGUGUCAGUUUGUGGGCACCAAUACAGACACCAGGCUUCCACUGGAGGGGGGCAAAGCAGUCCCAGGUACUGGUUGCAUUUUGAAGGCCGUGGAGACCGCAGCACAGCGCCAUGCCCAAGUGGUGGGGAAGCCCAGUAGCUUUAUGUUCAAAUGCAUGUCUAACCAGUUCGGGCUUGACCCAAGCAAAUGUCUUAUGGUUGGGGACAGACUGGACACCGACAUCAUGUUAGGUUCCACCUGUGGUCUGAAGACCCUGCUGACCCUAACUGGUGUCUCAACAAUUGCAGAUGCAGAGGAGCACCAAAGAAGCGGAUGCCCCAAGCGUCAGGAGAUGGUGCCGGAUUACUAUGUUGAUAGCAUUGCAGAAAUUUUACCAGCCCUCCAAGCAUAGUGGGCCAGUAUUGAUGAGGAUGUAACAUGUAUCCUAAGUUAUGCAGGUUCAGCAGAUUUGAUAGUUUUUAAUAUUAUUUACAAAAUAGGAAUCGAACCAAAAUGAUCAUUUGUCAUUGUUAAAAUAGUUCUUAAUUUAGUCACCUGGACCUCCACCCACUUGUUCCGGGUAAUCAUAGGUGAAUUUCUGGGUUAGGUGUCUUUGGAAUAAAACACUUGAGACACUUGAAUGUCUUGUGGACUGGAUCGAGACCCACUGCAACAGAGGAUUCUAAAAUAGCUAGAUAUUUCAAAGUGAUAUUUAUAUUUGUGGUUUCUUAUCUCCAGUCCUUAUGACCCACAGCCCUGCACCAGUUUCCCCUACUUCAAGUGUUUGAGGGUAGGAAAAACUAGAAUUGGAUCCCCAUGAGUGGAUUUCACAUCCAGUAUCCAGCAUUUCGUAUUAGAAACUGAUCGGAAUAUGCACUGCCAAUUAUAAAGCCACAAAAUCAAAAUGUUCUCUAUUAAUAAUCUGCUCCAUCAGCAGGGUCUACCUCUGCUAUUUCACAGUAAUGUCCAUGUAUAUCAUUGUGCUUUUCCCCCCCAAGUACGGUGUUCUAUUUGUUUUAUCCAUUGUUCGAAGAUAUCUGCAGACAUAUAGAUACAUACCUAUAUACUAUAUGUACUGAAUAGAGAAUUAACAUGUGCUUUUGUUUGUUCUGCUGUACAUUUUCAACCUCAGGUACUGGUAAAUUGACAGGCAAGAUGGCUUAUUGGUUGAUAAUACAACCAAUGUUACGAUUUGCGCAGACGAGCACCACUACACAUAACUAAACACAAUGUUCUUUAUUGAGGUGCUUGUUGUUGGGUUUUUUUGUCAUUAUUGAAGUUAGACCUGCUUGAAGCAUAACAGCUAUUGUAACCCUCUUCAGUUUUCUGAUCACUAAUGUUUUCCAUUCUUUUUUUGUCUUACCUUG